Messenger RNA from Bactrocera dorsalis (oriental fruit fly), 976 nucleotides. It is a transcript of the gene Naxe, whose product is annotated as NAD(P)H-hydrate epimerase. The record is from RefSeq and is a predicted model, not a curated record. Gene Ontology annotation, molecular function: NAD(P)HX epimerase activity. NCBI's taxonomy places the organism in Eukaryota, Metazoa, Arthropoda, Insecta, Diptera, Tephritidae. The transcript is spliced from 3 exons. Gene Ontology annotation, cellular component: mitochondrion. Bases 232 to 918 code for a protein of 228 amino acids.
UUUUGACAGCAAUCCGGCUGUAUAUUAUAUAUAAAGUUAUAAACGUUUUUUUUGACCGGGUGAGAUAAAUAAUAAUGUAGUUCUAAGUUCUGGAAAUUGGUUAAAGUUAUCGCAACUUCAUUACACAACCCGGUAAUAAAUAUAUUGGACCUGCAUGCAGGGAUCGUAUCCAGAAUCAUUAGUAUUCACAUUCAUUCGUAUAGGACUUUCUUCGGCAAAUACUCUCCAAAUAUGAAAUUCUUAACACAAACUGAAGCAGUCAAAAUUGAUGAGGAACUAUUCAACGAAUACAAAUUUAGUGUAGAUCAACUUAUGGAAUUGGCUGGAUUGAGUUGUGCCCAUGCUAUAGCAAAAUGCUACCCUGCUGAUUGCUUCAAGCGAGUGUUAGUGUGUUGUGGACCUGGAAACAAUGGUGGAGAUGGAUUAGUUUGUGCCCGACAUUUAUCUUUCAUGAAAUACGAACCAACAAUUUAUUAUCCAAAACCCACUGCAAAACCACUGUAUGAAAAUCUAAGCCAUCAAUGCAAGAGCAAUGGAAUAUCAUUUCUACGUUCAAGUCCCACUCUUGAAAGUACAAAUGAAUGCUACGAUUUAAUUGUUGAUGCACUAUUUGGCUUCAGUUUCAAACCACCUGUGCGAGAAACAUUCGUUCCUAUUACUGAGAUCCUCCUAAAUACAAAAAUUCCUAUAGCAAGCAUUGAUAUACCAAGCGGAUGGGAUGUAGAAAAAGGAAAAAUAAGAGAAAAUGAUUUCGAACCGGAUAUGUUAAUAUCCCUAACGGCUCCUAAACUAUGCGCUAAAAUGUUUAAAGGGAAAUACCAUUAUUUAGGUGGACGUUUUGUACCACCCGCGCUACAGGAGAAGUUUCAACUUAACUUACCAGAGUAUCACGAUUGUGAUAUGUGUUUAAAAUUGUAGAGUAAUAACCCGUUACCAAGCAAAAUAAAAAAUAAGUAUAUUUUAACUAUGAAAUCUA